Messenger RNA from Solea senegalensis (Senegalese sole), 8219 nucleotides. RefSeq names its product discs, large homolog 5a (Drosophila) (gene dlg5a). The coding region runs from base 626 to 6736 and encodes 2036 amino acids. The transcript has 33 exons. Gene Ontology annotation, molecular function: protein binding. Lineage: Eukaryota; Metazoa; Chordata; Actinopteri; Pleuronectiformes; Soleidae. Gene Ontology annotation, biological process: regulation of apoptotic process. The record is from RefSeq and is a predicted model, not a curated record.
UUGACAGCAGGCAGCAGCUGCUGAGUUGCUCAGACAUGGCGGAGGAUACGGUGUAGUCGAGGCUCAGCGGCGGAGUUACGUUAGUUACGUGACUUUUUUUCUCCCCCUCGCUCUCUCUCCCUGUGUGUGUGUGUGUGUGUGUUAGUUGUCGCAGCAGCGCUGGAGGAGUUACUACACGUUUCCCGCAGACGAGGACGAAAUGUGUCCGCGUGAAGCGCUCCGUGCGCGGCAGCAGCGGCAGCGGGAGCAGCAGCAGCAGCAGCGGGGGGAGCAGCAGCAGCAGCAGCAGCAGCGGGGACCCGCGCCGCCUUCUCUGGAGUAAACGAUGGGAACAUGUCUCGCUGUUCAGUGCAGUCAACAGCCGCGGGCAACAAACAUGGCUCCGUGUGCCUUUUUCAAAAUGCUCUAAAAACCGCUGCGCUGACGCCGCGGCGCCGCCGCUCGCGGCUCCGGACAAGUUGCGCAAACGGUCGCGACAAGUUGACUCCGGGAACCGCUCGGUACUUUUGAUCUUUGUGAGGAUACACGUUUGUGUGCGGUGUUAGCAGAAGCUACGGAACUAAACACACACACACACACAUACACGCACGCACGCACGCACGCACACACACACUGAGGGAGCGCUAUGGAGCCAAAGCACAAAGAGUUGCUCGACCAGUGCCACCAGAACUUACUGGAGUCCAUCACAGACGCGGACCGGGUCAUAGAGCUGCUCGUCGCGUCCGGUGCUUUGAGUCCACUCGACCGGUUCGAGCUGGACCAGAACUGCUCGUCCAGCGCGGAGAAAGUGGACCACCUCCUGAAGAUGCUGGUGAACAAGGAGAGCGACCAUUUCCUGGACCUGUGUGUGGCCCUGGAGAAAGCCUACCCGGACCUGCACGCGGCUCUGUUCGGACACAACGGCACCGGCUGCACCGGUACCGGCGGAGGAGGAGCCGUGGAACCGUCCACCGGCUCCACGUACAGCGUUCUGUCCACGAUGCCCUCGGACUCUGAAAGCAGCAGCUCCCUCAGCAGCGUUGGUUCGCCCGUGAACGGCGAAGCCUCCUCGCCACCGCCACUGGUCGUCAACGACAACCGCUCGUCCGGAGACAAUCUGGACACGGUGCUGUUCCAGCUCCGGCAGGUGACCAGGGAGAGGGACGAGCUCCGCAAGCGUCUGGCGUUGGCAUCGCCCGGGACCACCUUCGACGACUGCAGGCCAAAUUCCAAAGCCAGUCAUGACUAUGAGCGUCUGAAGAGUCAGUGCAUGAGGGCCAUGACGGAUCUCCAGUCUCUCCAGAACCAGCACACCAAAACACUCAAGAGGUGCGAGGAGGCUGUGAAAGAGGCCGACUUCUACCAUAUGCUGCACAGUCGUGUGUUGGGUGAACAGACGCAGCUGAAGGAAGAGAUGGAGACGCUCAGGAGAGACAACUCUCAGCUCGUCCGCGAACACAAUCACCUUCAGCAGAACUGUGAGGAGCUGAGACGACUGCACGGACAAGACCAGAGAGAACUGAGCGACCUGAGGCAGCAGCAGCAGCAGGUGAUGAGGGAGAGCGGCUCGUCGGAGGUGCUGAACCAGCUCUACGACACGGCCAUGGACAAACUGGAGGGCGUGAAGAAGGACUACGACGCCCUGAGCAAGCGCUACAGCGACAAGGUGGCCAACCACAACACGGACCUGAGUCGCCUGGAGCAGACGGAGGAGGAGAACCGGCGGCUGCAGAAGCAGACGGACGCGCUGCUCAUGCAGCGAGACUCGGCCGUGCACUACCAGCAGCAGUAUUCCACGUCCGUGAGGAGGUUCGAGUCGGUGCAGCAGGAGCUGAACAAGUCGUCGGCCCAGAACAAGGAGCUGCAGCGGGAGAUGGAGCGGCUCCAGUCGGAGGUGACGCGCUACAAGAACCUGCAGCUGAAGUCGGCCAAGGACUGCGACAAAUACAAGGAGGAGCGCGACUCGGUGUUCAACGAGUACCGGCUCAUCAUGAGCGAACGCGACCAGGUGAUCAAAGAGCUGGACAAGCUGCAGACGGAGCUGGAGGCGGCCGAGGCGCGGCUGAAAAACACCUCGUCUGAGCGCGUGGUGGCCAGCGAGGAGCUGGAGGCUCUGAGACAGGAGCUGAACUCGUCGCUGGUGGACCGCGACAGGGCCAUCUGUGAGAGGAACGAGCUGCUGGAGAAGUACUGCCACGAGGUGAAGGACAAGGCCGAGGCCCAGAAGGAGCUGAGUCAGGCCUGCAAGGACAUCGAGACGGUCCGCGAGGAGAGGGACGUGGCCCGCAAGGAGAGGACGGAGGCCAUCAUUCAGAGGGAUCAGCUGCUCCGGGAAUACUAUCAGGCCAGACAGAAACAAGACUCGGCGACUCUGGACAUGGAGAGAGCCAACAAGGAGAUCGAGAUGCUGAGGAAACAGUAUGAGGCCAUGUCCCAGGAGCUGAAGGAGGCCACGCAGGAGGCCGAGGUGGCCAAGUGUCGACGCGACUGGGCUUUUCAAGAGAGGGACAAGAUAGUGGCGGAGAGGGAGAGCAUACGGACUCUGUGCGAUAACCUGCGGCGGGAGAGGGACCGAGCGGUCAGCGAUUUAGCCGACGCUCUGCGUAAUCUGGACGACAUGAGGAAGCAGAAGAACGACGCGCUGAGAGAACUCAAGGAAAUUAAGGAGAAGAUGGAGAGCCAGCUUGAGAAGGAGGCCCGGUUCUGUCAACUGAUGGCCCACAGCUCUCACGACUCAGCCAUCGACACAGACUCUCUGGAGUGGGAGACGGAGGUGGUGGAGUUUGAGAAAGACAGGGAUGACAUGGACUUGAAGGCACUUGGGUUUGAGAUCACAGACGGGGUAAAUGAUCCAUAUUUACCAGGAGAUUGUGGAAUAUUCGUGACAAGGGUGGACAAAGGAAGUAUUGCAGAUGGAAGGUUAAGAGUGAAUGAUUGGUUGUUGAAGAUCAACGACGUAGACCUGACCAAUAAGGACAGGAAGCAGGUGGUGAAGGCUGUGCUCAGCGGCGGAGGAUCCAUCAACAUGGUGGUACGAAGACGGAAGUCAGUGGGAGGGAGGCUGGUCACUCCUGUCCACAUCAACCUCGUGGGACACAAAGACAGUGGCAUCGGUCUGGAGAGCGGCGUGUUAGUUGCUGCCAUCGUCCCUGGAAGUCCAGCAGCCAGAGAAGGUUCUCUCUCUGUGGGAGACAGACUGAUCGCUAUAAAUGGCAUUGCACUGGAUAACAAAUCAGUGACGGAGUGUGAAGCUCUGCUGCGGAGCUGCAGGGACUCGCUGAGUCUUUCCCUCAUGAAGUUCUUCCCUCACAGCACGUCGGGGCAGAACAUCUUCGAGAGUCUGCGCGACUCUUCAGAGAAGUCCAGCGGGCGCGUUCACCUGUCGGACAUCCACUGCAGGAACGGCCGCAAUCUCAAACACAACAGCUCGACGCAGACGGACAUCUUCUGCUCCGACGCCGGCUCCAGCGUCGGCAGCGUCUCCGAGGAGAGGAGGAAGGUCAGGGGUGAAUCUGAUGAGGUGUACGGAGACGUCCUCAAGCCCUUCUCCAUGGGUUCCCUCCACGCCAUGAGCCUUCGGCCGGCGUCGGACUUGGGCACGGGCCGCUACGGACCCAGCGCGUUCCAGGAGUGCUGCCCUUACUCGAAGGGGCCUUCCUCUUUGCCCUUUGACCCCGUCUCGAACUCGAACUGCGUCACGAUGGAGACGACGUUGGAGAAGAAGCACAGUGGAGGCACGUGGCCCAAGAUGUUGGUGGGCGGGAUGUCGGUCGCCCCGGAUAAUCCUAGUCCGCUCACAACAGCAGCCCAGCUCUCCAUCUACAAAUCACCCAAGCAGAGGAAGUCCAUCUUUGACCCGGACGCCUUCAAACGCCCCGACACGCCCUCGUCUAAGAUGGAGUACAUGGCGGCCAAUCAGAUCGCGGCAGUAGCUGCUGCCGCCGCCGCGGUUUCCCACUCGCCGCAGCCCUCAAAGACCGAGUCCCGCUCCUCCUCGUCCACGCCGACCCCUCCGACCCCGCCCACUCGCAGCGACUCCUUCAAGUUCAAACACAAACACCAGAGCAGCUCUGCGUCCGACUGCACCAUCACCUCGGACGGCAAGGGCGGCGAGCCCGUCAUCUCCAUGGCGACGGGAGAGAGCAGGGAGCGCAGCGAGCGGGAGCGCGACAGGAACGGAAACCACUACUUCCUGGAGGGAAAAGUGCUGACGUCGCGGAAGUCGUGCGACGAGGACAUCGGGCGGACCCGAGGGGAGGAGCCUGAGGUGAAGAGGCCCCGCCCCAAAUCGGCCCCCGCCCUCCGGCGCAGGAUGACACCUCAGACCAUCACGUUUCCCUCCUUCCAAAGCUACUCUAACGAUGAACACUCACCGGAGCCCAGGGACCUGCUGCGCUCGUCCCCCAGCCGCUCACACAGGCACAGCGUCGGCUUCGUCCCCACCGUCUACAACGGCGCCCUCCCUCCCAGUUCAGCUCACAGAGGACUGUCUCCCUGCCCCGCGGUCACCGCUGUGAUGAGGAAUCCGGUGUACACCGUGCGCAGUCACCGCGUUCACACCAGCAACUGUCCGUCUGUCGCCUCCCAGAUAUGUCACCAGCACACCCACACCAGCCCGCAGCACCAGGGUCGCCUCAGCCUGGACCUGAGUCAGCAGAAGCGCACGAGCGACUUCUCGGAGUCGUCGUCGCGCAGCAACAGAGCGUCACACGGUACAAACUCACUGCCGUCCAGCGCACGGCUCGGUUCUUCCAGCAACGUCCAGUACCGCGCUGAGAGGAUCAAGAUCCCUUCUACUCCACGUUACCCACGCUCCAUGCUGGGCUCAGACCGAGGCUCCCUGUCACACUCCGAGUGCAGCAGUCCCAGUCUCAUCACGCCGCCGCAGUCGCCGCUCAACCUGGAGACGACGUCGUUCGUCAGCAGCCAAUCACAGGGCUCCAUUUCCACUUUACCGCGGAUCUCAGUCAGUCCCGUAACGAUAGGAGAGCGAAGGAAAGACAGGCCGUACCUGGAGGAACCUCGCAACGUCGUCGUCCAAAAAGGUGCAGAGCCUCUCGGAAUCUCCAUCGUCAGCGGGGAGAACGGAGGAAUCUUUGUUUCAAAGGUUACGGGGGGAAGCAUUGCCCACCAGGCAGGGCUGGAGUAUGGAGACCAGCUGCUGGAGUUUAAUGGUAUCAACCUGCGGAACGCCACGGAGCAGCAAGCUCGUCUCAUCAUCGGCCAACAGUGUGACACCAUCACCAUCAUGGCUCAGUACAACCCACACAUGUACCAGCUGGGCAACCACUCACGCUCCAGUUCUCGUCUGGAGCCAGUCACCGCUCGGCCGAGCCCUCAAGGAAACGGCGCCGCUUCCCCCGACAAUCACUCCAACAUCGAUACGCUCAGCGAACAGGAUGAAGGCACGCUUACUCCCUCCUCCAAGCAGACCACACCCACGACCAGUCCGCAGAACUUCAGCAGGAUGCCGUCUGAGAGCAGCAGGAAGGCGGCGGAGCCGAGGCUUGUGACGGUACGAAGGCCUGGAGUGGAAGUGGGAGUCUCGCUCUGUGGAGGAAACCUACGUGGUGUCUACAUUGAGAGCCUGGAUGAAGACAGUCCUGCCCGAGGCUCUGAUGGACUCCUUCCCGGAGACCUGAUCUUAGAGUAUAACUCAGUGAAUAUGAAGAAUAAAACGGCUGAAGAGGUUUACGUGGAGAUGCUGAAACCCGCUGACGUGGUGACGCUGAAGGUGCAGCAUCGACCCGACGACUUCAAUGUCCUCAAAGACGUACCAGGAGACGGCUUUUAUAUUAGAGCACUUUACGACCGCGUCGCCGACGCCGAGGGCGACCUCACGUUUAAGAAAGACGACAUCCUGUACGUGGACGAGUCUUUACCAAAGGGCACCUUCGGGACGUGGAUGGCCUGGCAGCUGGACGAGAACGCUCAGAAGAUCCAGAGAGGACAGAUCCCCAGCAAGUACAUGAUGGACCAGGAGUUUUACCGCAGACACAGCGUGACAGAAAUGAAGGAAGACUCGGCGAAGACUCUGUCGGCCGCCGCCCGCAGGUCGUUCUUCAGGAGGAAACAGAAACACAAACGCAGCAGCUCCAAGGACAGCAAAGAGACGGUGGCUCUGGACGCCAUCAGCACCGACUCCAUCCCCUUCUUUGACGACUGUGUGAGUCUGGCGUACCAGCGCGUCCAGAAGGUGGAGUGCUCCGCCCCUCGGCCGGUGCUCGUCCUCGGGCCGCUCACCGACGCCGUGAAGGAGAUGCUGAUCAAAGAAUCUCCCGGGAAGUUCUGCAGAUGUUUACUCGAGGUGAUGAAGGCGUCCCAACAAGCCAUCGAGCGCGGCGUCAAAGAUUGUCUCUUCAUCGACUACAAACGCAGGAGCGGCCAUUUUGACGUCACCACUGUUGCUUCGAUAAAGGAAAUCGCAGAAAAGGGCUGCCACUGUUUACUCGACAUCGCACCACACGCCAUCGAUCGACUGCACAGUGUUCACAUUUAUCCAAUCGUUGUUUUCAUUCGCUACAAAAACGCCAAGCAGAUAAAGGAGCAGAAAGAUCCGGUUUAUCUGCGGGACAAAGUAUCUCAGAAACAUUCCAAGGAGCAGUUUGAAAGUGCACAGAAGAUCGAGCAGGAGUACAGUAAAUUCUUCACAGGUAUUGUCCAGGGCGGCUCCCUCCCGUACAUUUGCACUCAGAUCAUGACGAUCGUCGAUCAAGAACAGAGUAAAGUCCUGUGGACUCCACUUGGCUGCCCCUAGAGGAGACUGGCUGCCACUGCAGGCUGUGUCUCUUCACCUCCACCCCUCCACCCCCCACCCCCGAACACUAAUUCACUCGUUCACACUCUACCAGUAGGUACACGACAGCCAGCUAGUUAUGUAAAUUAUUACUACUAUGUUUUGUAUUUUUUGUCUUUGUUAUGAUUAAUAAUCAGCUCCGCCUUUUUCUUUCCGACGUACGAGCAGGUUUAGUAGCACUGGAUCAUCUUGACGUUAAAAGUUCGAGUCUUCCCGAAAGAUUUUCUGGUGGUGUUUUUUUUUUUAUUAUGUGGCGCUGCGAUGUUAGCAUCUGUUUACAGUCAAAAAAAAAAGUAUUGAUGUUUGAUGAUAUUUGUUUUGAAUGCGUGUCUCUUCCCUCACGUCCCCAACCCUCAACACUAAUGAAGUCCGGCGCCCCCUACUGACCAACCUGUGUAGCAAACAGGGCUGUCUCUCUUUUAUCCGACAUUCGUAUUUUCCUUCAAACUUCAAAUAUGUUUUUAAAAUGACGCUUUACAGCCCAGAAGUGCAGCAGACUGUCUGGAGUAAGUACUGUGUGGUCCAGCAGAGGGCGCUGUGAUGAUUACAGCUUGGCCUAUCGGUAAACUGGAGGACACAAGUUCAAGUUAAAUCGUCCUCCUGAGAGGAAAUCUGCUGAUUCAUGAGUGGAAAUCUGCUGAUUCAUGAGUGGAAAUACUGCAUAUAAAAAUGGACAUAGCCUCUUUGUUUGAGGCCAGAAUUAGGACAGAAGUAGCAGCGAGCCACCAGUGAGCGUUUAAGAUAUUAGUGAACAUUUUCCUGGUGAAUUUUUGGGUAAUCUUUAAAUUACGUUCCAAUUUUUUUAAGAAAUCGGACGAUAAAACAUGACGACUACUUUUUAAACACAGUGUAUGGUUCAGUGUCAUGUGACGUUGAAUAUAAUCGGCGAUAGGAAAUAAUGUUGCACGUGUAAUGUGAGUUUGAAAAAGUGGCAGCCCUGUUAGCAAAAUGACUUUUGUGGUUUCCGAUAAUUAUGCACCCAUUUGAUGAUGACUGACAACUAUUUGUGUUUGUUUGUCUCGUGUGUGUGUGUGAGUGGGUGUAAACGUGUGUGUGACAGUUUUUGCCGUUGAGUUGAACCACGGUUGUCUGUCUGUGCGAGUACGACACUAUAGAAAUGAAAUGCUAGGAUCAGACAUCGCGUUCUCUAGAGUACGUAGCUCCCGCUUUUCUUGUUUUUAAACCUCACUGCCAGCAGUAAACGGCCAGGAAAACUAAAAAAACACUACAAACACAUGGAUGUUUGCUCUAUGCAUUGUUGUUUCUAUAGUAACCAGGUGAGGCAACUGUUCACGGGGCCGUUUCGGAAGUGCCUUUGGUGAAGAGACGUCUGAUCUGAAACCAGCCCCGGGGUCACUUUAGCCAAAAGAUUAAAGGUCCAGUAUGCAACGCUCUGCCUCCCAACAUGUCGGGGAAACUAUGUAAUAUCAGCUUAGACGUGACA